Molecule: messenger RNA, 573 nt
Organism: Mycena indigotica
Lineage: Eukaryota; Fungi; Basidiomycota; Agaricomycetes; Agaricales; Mycenaceae
Exons: 2
Coding region: 1-573 (190 amino acids)
Source: RefSeq, a predicted model, not a curated record
AUGCCUCUGAAUCCGUCCUAUAAUCACAAAUUAACCUUGGAGUACAUGAGAGAGCACCAACCCUUCGAUGAGCUCCCGACCGAAUACUAUCCUUGUUCGCAGCAGAUGCAAGGCUACCCCCUGCCAAACUUCGUCUACGGCUUUGCAUUCCGCCGCCAGACCAACGAGGCGCAGCCCACCCUCGACAAACUCGACGAAAUGCAGUCCAAGAUUCCUGAUCCCGAACUCCGCGACAAGACGAAAUGGCUUUCAAUCGGUGCUAUACUACAAUAUAUAGCCAACUCUGUUGACGCGGAUGUUUUCCGAGACAGUCCCCAUUACAAUGACUUGGGGAUUUCACGCGUCGACUAUGAUCGUACGAACAGCAUUUUUCAGAUUUUCCGUGUGUAUUCGUCGAAGAGGGCACGGACUCCCAAGAAGCCGCUGUGGGUGGAUGAUAUCGCACGCAUAGCAGCCGAGAUUUACAAGGAGCUUGGGUGGGAAGAUGUGCCGAAGCCACAGUGGUACCUGGACACAAGUACCAUCGUGUGUGAGGACGACACCGACUUCAAUAUCGUUCCUCGAUUCCUGUAG